Molecule: messenger RNA, 4098 nt
Organism: Aspergillus nidulans FGSC A4
Lineage: Eukaryota; Fungi; Ascomycota; Eurotiomycetes; Eurotiales; Aspergillaceae
Exons: 7
Coding region: 1-4098 (1365 amino acids)
Source: RefSeq, a predicted model, not a curated record
AUGGCUGCCGGCAAUCACGCCGACGGCAAUUACGACCUCGACUCGAACGACCCUUCAGAUACGGCCCUGGAUUGGGAGGACAAAAGUCCUACUGGAGCCGCCUUUGCCUCUGCGCAUCCUCCAGCACCAAGGCCACGCUUGCCAUACUUCAGACGACCAUCUGGACCUCCAUCACAGCCACGUUUAGAUUCGUCUUCGCCUCCAACGCCUGACCGUCCCCGUUCCCUUCUAUCCUCGCCUCCAAAAGUGGUGAUCGCGGCCAGGAAUCCAACUGGCGGGAUCCGUGGGAAGCUGAGCUGUAUUCUCAAUGCUUUGAGUAGCGCGUUAGGGCUCGGAAGGAACGGGGAUGGGGCUAGGGCAAGAGAUAGUGCUAGUGUCGCUGCAGAUUCCAAUUCGGCUCUUAUCGCAGCCGAGGAAGCUGAGGCUGAAGUUGAGACUGCUGAUGCAAAUAAUAAUGGAGAGAGUGAUGAAGGAAAAGACGAGAAUCCAGAGGGAAACGAUAAUGAAGGGGAGCGGGAAGAGGAGUACACAGUCAGCGACGAAGCUGGAGAGCAGAGGGAGACAGAGAACCUGGGCACGCAGUCAACGGGCACUGCCUGGAAUUUUGCAGCCCCAGGAAUGGGAUAUUACACGGAGAGCGAGGUAGCAGAAGAAUUGGAAGUUGACGAGACUGGAAUAGAAAGAGGAACAGAAGAUGACGAAGACGAAGCGGGUGAGGCGGGAGAGAAGCGAGCCUCUGCCGAGUCGAAUACGGACGGUCAGCUGCCAAAAACCACAACUUCCCAUUUCUACAGUCUAGACAUCCCACUCCUGGAAAUUGAGGACGGCGAGGUCCCAAUUGCAAGCCCUUCACUUGCGAACCCCAAAUCUAGCUGGUUAUCGUCUGAUGGUGGACUUCGAUCUGCAGGUGUGGGCCUUCCCAGUCCAAGCGGAUCUGUUGCUAACUGCAGGUGGUCAGCGACAUUGCCAGUAUACACCUCAAACCCGCCAAAGCAAACAAAACAUGAAGAGUACCAACCUUUGGCAGACGCUGCUUCUUCGGAUUGUGCGCCAAUUUCACUAUCGAACGGUCUGGACCAACCGCUUGUAGUGCCGCGAGAUGAUGAAGACGGGGGAGCAGAUGAAGAUCGAGGAGGACAAGAAGAGCAAGAAGAAAAGGUGGGGGACCGACAUAUAAGGACAGCGGGAGUUAAUGGACCACCAGAGUUCAACAUGCUGAACUCCAGGAUCCCAAACGCCUUUGAUAGAUUUCUUAUAGAAGCCCCGGGGCCGUCAAUUAUGCCGCUGCCGACUGUUUAUGGUCUAUCUAGGCCUCUACAGGACCAGGCUCUACAAGUCUGGGGAGAUGAAAACGAACAGCCGCUCAGCGCUCAAGGAAACGACACAGCAUUACUGUUUCACGACGCAGACCGGCUGAUUCCGUCUAUCGAGGUCGACCACGACCAUGACCACGACCGCCCUAAUAGCUCUGACGGGUUACGCUCAGAUAGCGCUACGGCCAGAGCCAGCGGUCCAACAAAACCAUCCGGCCGUCGUCCGGGGACAAAACGCUAUAACGGCAGCCGUAGCAAUAAGGGAGAUAUCGCCUGGGGCAAAGCCAAUAGGGGGUCAUACAGCAUCCAGGAACCUACCACCGAGGAUACUGAGGAGGAUGUUGGGGAAGAACGUGAGAAACGACAAGACGGAGUUACGACUGAUCGUCUGGAGGGUGGUCCUGGUGGUAUACUUGGAGAGGGUUAUCCUGAGGGCGGUAGUUCUGCUGGUGGCGGCCCUGAUAACUCCCUUGGAUAUUCCCAGGAGAGAGAUAAUGAUCGGGACAGAUUCCCGGAAAUGUCUCCAGACCCUCCGACUCCGGUAGAGUAUCCUGAGAGUCCGGUAGUUCUGGAUUUUAGAGGUCAAACUCCAGAGGUUUCUCCUGAUCCUCCAACUCCGAGAGAGGAUCUCGAAAUACCGAUUUCCCGAGAAUUAACAGUAUCUCCUGAUCCACCGACUCCGGUAGAGUUUCCUGAAACUCCAAUUCUUCUAGCAUUCGGGAAUCAUACUCCUGAAGUGUCUCCUGACCCUCCAACCCCUAAAGAGGAUCCUGAACUACCGGUUCCUGGAAAUUCAACGAUCUCUCCUGAUCCUUCAACCCCGUUAGACUCUGCUGAGAGUCGCCCUACAGCUGUAGCUUCGACAUCUCGUUGGUCAAUUGCCCCUCCACCCCCUCCAACUCCGUCUCGGCCGGCGGUUACCCGACCUAGGAGUCGUAUAGCUUAUGGUAAAUUUGGGAACCUGACAGUUCCCGAUGCGUCUUUAUCUAACUCUGGACCCAGAGCAUCUAAGCGUCGGAGGAAAAGAGGUCAAGUGGAGGACGGGGAGUAUGUGAAUGAGGCAGGAGAGGAAGAUGACUUCAGCGACGAUGACAGGAAUAAUUACGGCGGCGGUUAUGAUGCCCAAAAAAGGCCCUCAAGAGGCUCAGGCGGCAGGAAACGCAAGUCUCCUUCUUCGUCCAAUGCUCUAACUGCACAAAAAAGGGUGCUUAGGAACCGCACUAUUGGUUUCUCAAAUACAGAGGUAGGCGCACCUGGAUUGGGUGAAAAGAGAGCAGCAAGUCCAUCAGAUGCUGGAACGAAUGCAAAGAGGGCAAAACCAGGCACUCCAGCUGCGUCUGGUUUCAACAGAUAUGCUUCAACUUCCUUAGUGGAGAACAGCGUCCCUUCCAGGAAGUGCUCAGUAUAUGUGCUCGGAGAAAACGGAAACGGCCAGCUCGGUAUGGGCAAUGGUACUCCGGUUCAGUACAAGCAGCCUACCAAGAACACACAGCUACCGGAUGUGGUACAGGUAGCGGCUGGUGGCGAGCACUGCAUUGCUCUCACUCACGACAACAAAAUCUACACCUGGGGAGAUAAUAGCCAUGGCCAGCUGGGAAGGCUUACGAACUCCAUGACAGCUCAGAUGCCAGGGGAGGUGGAUUUUAGUGAAGUCAAUUUACCCGAUUACACAAUAUUUGCACAGGUCGUUGCAACAAGGAGCGCAUGUUUCGUCCUUACGAUGUUCGGUGAUGUUUAUGGCUGGGGAACUUUCUCGGAGAUUUACGAGGAUGAGAACGGCGAACAACAUUGUGAGCCACUCGGCUUCCGCCAUCAGUGCAAAUGCCAACGCACCCCAUUGCAUAUACAGGAACUCCAGAAUGUCAAACGUCUCGCCGCGGGCUCUGAUCACGUUCUCGCCCAAAUCUCCAUACUUAUUGGCGGCAAUAGAGCUAGUAGCUCAGCGUCUAAAAUGAAAGGAUCGAGGGUCCGAAAACGCAAGGACACAAUAGCUGCUGAGGGCUCUUCCACUGGCAGCGCCACCAAAGUCAGAGACGUGGUCAGGUCCUGGGGUGCCUACAAAAGAGGCCAACUCGGGCGCACAGCUGCCAAUAUCGCCAACUGCCUCAACCCCCUCCUUUGUGACUUCCCUGGAAACAGCUCCCGCGCGCUGAAAAAUCCCGACAACGUAAGCACUAUCGGCUCAGGCAAAUUCCACUCCUUCGUGAUUAAGGAAAGCGGUGAUUUCCUUGCAUGGGGUUAUAACAAGUUCGCUCAGACGGCGUUCGUGCCCCCAGCAGCAUCUGUGCUGAGACGCGACUUAAAGGUCGACAAACCCAGUACUGUGGCUAGCCUAAGAGGGCAGCGAGUCCAUUUUCCCACCGGCGGCGUCGAUUUCAGUGUUGCUCUUACGGCCGGCGGGCAGUGUCUGAGCUGGGGAUCUUUUCAAGAUGGCGUACGAAGUAUUCCUGACACCGCUAUGUCUGAUGAACCCGACUUCAACAAAGUAGCUGGUCGUGAUGAAGGUACACAGAUACCGGCCAUCAUGAAAGUGCCAACGUUUGUCCCAGGCAUCAAUGCCCAUGAUAAAGGGAUCAAGAUGGUUUCUGCGGGUUGGACACAUACGAUUGCCGUUACUAACGGCGGGAAAGCGCUUGGUUGGGGGUCGAAUGAUCACUACGAAAUUCAUCCGGACGAGACUAAACACCCCAUCAAUGACCCGAUGGAGAUUCCAAUGGAGGGCCUCAGGGUUGUAGAGGCUGCCGCGGGACGCUUCUUCACAAUCCUGCUUGUUCAGUCUGAUUAG